This is a messenger RNA of Leptinotarsa decemlineata (Colorado potato beetle), 5181 nucleotides long. RefSeq names its product kinase protein wishful thinking (gene wit). Gene Ontology annotation, biological process: protein phosphorylation; BMP signaling pathway; cellular response to growth factor stimulus. Gene Ontology annotation, cellular component: signaling receptor complex; plasma membrane. Gene Ontology annotation, molecular function: transforming growth factor beta receptor activity; ATP binding. The record is from RefSeq and is a predicted model, not a curated record. Lineage: Eukaryota; Metazoa; Arthropoda; Insecta; Coleoptera; Chrysomelidae.
GUCACGUGACGCCAGUGAGGAGGGUCUGUCGAGACAGAUUUGCGAUAAAAAUACUUUAAUUACAAAAUAACGUUAUAUAUAUGAGUCUCUAGAGUCGUCUCAUCUUUGUUCGGCGAUUUAUAUUGAACAUGGUCCAAAUAUCAUCCGAUUCAGUUAAGAGUAACACCAUUGCGUACUUUUUCUCGACAGGGUGAUUAUUUUUCUGUGGAGUCCUAUAUUGUGAUUUGAAUUCAUAAUUAUUAGUGAGCAAAUAUUAAUUGAGAUUCGAUAUUUCAAUUCUAGUGUGUGACCGCUGGAAUGGGCCUUGCUGACAGUCAAUUUGAUGUCACCCAAGUGUGAUGUUUAAUCAAUACAAACAAAUAACCUCCUAGUUUAUAAACCUAAGCAACUAUUAUGAAAAUGGAACUUCUCUGAUAAACAAAGCUGCAAAGAUGUUGUCACUUUGGAGCAUUCUAGUUUUUCCCAUUCUUUGUGCUGGAGUGUUCUCAGAGGAUUCUGAAGAACCUGUAUUUUGUGUGCAUUCAGUGGGAUCCUCUGCACACAUUAUUAUAACUGACGAUGUGGAUUCUGAUGCUGGGCCUUAUCAGAUAUGUAAGGAUAGGAACAAGUACUGUUAUACUGUGUGGCUCGAGGACCCCAAUAAUGGAACAACUGAAAUUAUGGGACAAGGAUGUUGGGAAAUAUCCAGCCAACCGAACGACUGCGACAGAGCGGCCUGCAUAGCAGACAAGAAGCCCCCGAAGGCGAUGAACAGCACCAAGUUCUGCUGCUGCAACCAAAGCAAGUGCAACGCCAACUUUACGGACGCGUAUGUACCAGUGGAUGACCCGCCCCCGUCCGAUGAGCCUCCCCCCAUCACCCCGCUCAACCCCAUCGUUUACAUGGUGACCGUGGUGGUCUUUCUCAUCUUUGUGGCCGUCAUGGCGAUGGUCUCUUACUACUUCUGGAGGCUGAGGCCAAGGAAAAGCGACGUCGAGUGUUGUCAACAGCCUCUGCCGCCUCCAGCCGAUUACAGUUUGGAGAAGCUGAAGAUGCUGAAUAUCAUAGGUAAGCUAUGAUUCUUUUUAUUACAAUCCUUCAUCUGNGUGAAAGUGUUCCCGGCCCAUCAUAGGAACAACUUCCUCAACGAACACGAAAUGUACAAAAUAGCUGGAGAAAAUGCCGGCCUAUUGAAGUUCCAUGGAGGAGGGGAGUACUCCAUAAUGCCCGGAUCCGUUGAUUACGUCUUGUUACUGGCCCUCGAACAAGAAAGUCUUCAGGAGUAUCUUAAAAUGCACACUGUUGAUCUGGCGUCACUGAGCAAAAUGAGCCUAGGCAUUGCCAGAGGCUUGGCCCAUUUGCACUCGGACAUAGGAAAACCUUCCAUUGUGCACAGGGACAUCAAUACCAGAAACAUUUUGGUUAGGGCCGAUCUCUCGUGUUGCAUCUGCGAUCUAGGUUUGGCAGUGGCACCAAGAAUUUCCGAGAACAAAGCCAUCAGCGAAGCUGGUACCCUACGAUAUAUGGCACCCGAAGUCCUAGAAGGUGCAGUGAAUCUUCGUGAUUGUGAAAGCGCUCUCAAGCAGAUAGAUGUCUAUGCUCUGGGUCUUGUCUUAUGGGAACUCGGUAGCAGAUGUUCCGACAUGCAAAAUGCCGAACCAAGCCAGUAUGCUCCACCGUUUUCCAAGGAGGCCGGUGAAAAUCCAUCCCUAGAGCAAAUGCAAUCCCUCGUGAGCAGAAAGAAAGUGAGACCUCUGUGGCCUGUGUCCUGGAAAGACACUACGGCCGCUAGGAUGCUGUGCGAAACCGCUGAAGACUGUUGGGAUCAGGAUGCUGAAGCUCGUCUGACCGCCCUCUGUGUCGCGGAACGCCUGACAGAACUCCCUACACUAAAAGGGCGUGUCUUGCACCCUACCCACCCGCCUGCAAGUCCCACCCCUCUGAUCAACAACAACCAUCUGCACGAUCACCAAUUCGACGCCUCCGUCAACACCAUAGAGACGCUUCUAUCCCCGUCAGAGGAGAACUGCAAAAACUCGAAUCAGCUGGCGGUGUGCGUUACCCCGUUACAGCCUUACCAAGGUAGAAAUCCUUGCCUAGAACGCAACCUCAUGUCCGGCUCUAGCGACAGCCUUCUCAUCGACAAAUCCUCGAAGCACUGCAGCGGCUUGGAAUCUCAGAACCUCAUUCCGAACGAGUUCCUCAACUUCCAGAUCAACCACCGAGCUGCGCCGAUCCCGUACGUCCAGAACGCUGUGCACGGGGGCACCCCGAAGCAGCAAAACACCUGCUACAGAACGGUGAACAAAACGAAAUUCAAGUGGAACGGACUUAAAAACUUCCUAAGCGGCAAGAGGCACUCGAGCUCUACGGGCGGUUGCAAAGACACACAGGUCAAGUUGAAUACGAAGGUGCAGAACGGCGUUACGACUUCGUUGUUGCGCGAACACCAGGGGGAAACGACGCGUCCUUCUUCGCUGCCUCUAAAGGCAGCCGAGGCGCAGGUGCAGAACAAUUGCGGUGUUUCGCAAAUCGCAAGGCGUGAUAACAGUUUGUCGCGGCAGAGGUCACUGGAGCAGUUUAACGAGGUGUUCUCAUCGACUAGCGACCUUUCGAGACUGAAGGACCCCUCUCAGAGGGUAAAAACGCCUGGCGACGUACCGCCCUCUGUGAGGCGGACAAGAGGCAAGGCAGCGGCCGAUUCGGCCACGAGAUUCUCACUUUACGAUGACAGGAUGAUGUGCCGUGGUCAGUGGGGCAGUGCCCCCGAUCUGGAACCUUCUACGGCGCCCCUUCAGCCAUUGCGACUCAACGAAUCGCAGGACAGGGAGAGCGUGAGUAGUUUUUAGGCGUUAGUUAGUAAGGAAUGGCGAUGAUGUAAAUGGCAGGAAGGAAAUCGACAAGUAGGGAUAGAAUUUUCAAUUUUAUUUAAAUUUUGAUAUUUUGUUUUAUGAUAACACCACACAAACUGCAUUUUCUUAGGCAUAAAUUGUGAAGCUGGGGUUUUACUCAAUGGAAAAACCCAUUCUUCUUCUACAUUUUUAGCUUUGGGACUCGAUAUGAGUCAUGAGCCCAGAUUCAACACAGUUCUUGUAUUGGGGAGGAUCUCCAGAAAUCUCAAAGUGUCAAGACUGGCCCUAGAGCUUUUGACGCCAUUCGAGAAUUUUCUGAAUGUUUCAUGUUUUUAUAACAGAAAUCCAAGAAAAUUACAUAAACGUAAUGAAGUACCCCGUGACCAGCACUGUAUAAUUAUGUAUCAGAAAAUGUGUCCAUGCACAGUGAACACUUUAAAAGAGAUGAUUUUACUUUGACUCUAUAAUAUAAUCUAUGUAUCGCAAAUUAUCUAAGACUGAGAAAUGAAGUUAUGUUAUUUUUCAAAAUUCAUUAUAAUGUUGUUACCCUCUAGAUUGUGGAAACUGAACCAUGUUCUAUCAACCAUGUAUUGGACUAUUCUUCAUAAGGAAAUUUUAGGCUGUGGUCAAAUAUGGACCUGUUGACGAUGCAUCCAUAGCAGUGCUGGAGAGAGCACGGAGUUCAAACCAUAGUUUGAUUUUGUGCAGGUUCUGUUCUGCCCUAAAUCCUGGGUAUCUUCUUAGCAAACAGCUACCCAAUCGGGACACUCCAAGGAAUCAAAUAGAACUGACAAAACUGAAGCGAGGGGGUGGGAGGAACCACACCACACAGGAGUAAACAACCGCCACGUAUCCAUAAAUUCCAGCAAGUCUAAGGCUGGGAAAUCAUCUGGUUCACAGGAGACGAAGACUAGUAAUUUUUCGUUAAGAAACCUGAGUAGGAAGUGCACUUUGCAAGGAUCCAAGAAACAAGCUGGAAAGUGUUUUCGCGUUGCCAUCUGAACCAAAUCAUCUUUUAACCUUGGUGAUGGCAGAUGAAGGUAUCAAAUAACCCUUCCUUCAUCUCUCUCCUAAGGUCGUAGAGAAAUACAUUUGGCUGUGACAAUUUGUUCAAAUAACAUCCUUGAAGUAUGAGGGAUAAAACAUAUUUCUUUGGUUUCCUUGAAUUUUGCAGUGCCGUCUUGUGGCAAUGAUCUCGAUUAAAUCUGCUCUCUUAUUUUCUUUGUUUUGGGUUCAGGUGACAGGUAGUUCACCCAGUUCCAUAAAGCGAAUUUCAAGGGAAAUAGAAAACUAAUUUUUUCUUUUGAAUCUUGGGUCAUUCUUAAACGAACAUAAAUUGUUUUUAUAGAAUACAAGUAGAACGUCAGCUUCCUUUUGUUGUGUGUUCAAUCUCUAAGUGACCUCAUAAAAAAAAAAUCCUUCUUGUCUGUUGAGAUUUCCAUUGUGAGAAAAAUAUUUAUGAAUAGAUUUAGUAGAUAGUGAAUGUACAGUUAUUUACAAUGUUUUUCAAUUGUAUUGGCAAGUGCAAUUUAUUCCACGAGUAACUUAACUUGUUACAAGGUACUAAUUCUAGUACAAAUCUGGACAGUUUUUCAUUUUCUUUGUUUUUUUUUUAACAAAAUGAAGUUUGUGCUCCACUCUUAGGUUAGUUCAUAAAAACUUGUUUUGAAUUCACCUAGAAAAUAAAUUUUUGAAAUGAAAACCAGUUUAUUAUAACAUGAACUCAUUUUUGUUUAAUUUUUUGUUUUUUAGGCGUUUAACAUUUUGUAAUAUUUUUUGGCACCCAGUGACAUGCGCCUUAAACGAAUGUAACCUCAUUUAGCUAAAAAUAAAAGUAUUUAUUAUUGAAUAGACUUUACCAGCAUGCUCAAAGAAGCAUGAAUAAAAUCUAACUAACCAAAGAAUAUCUCCAAAAUCAUUAGUGUAUGAUGAUUUUUGGAGUUCAGUGUCUAUUUUUGACUUUCGAAAUGUUUUUCUACAUCUACAAACGUUUUUUUAAUGAAGAACUAAUUUUUAACCAAGUUUUUUUCAAGAUUUUAAAUUGACAAGUUGAAAAAAUGUCAUAUUUAUUUUAAUAAGUUUAGCGUAGCACCAAGAAAUACUCUUUGAAAGGUUUUAUUUGAUUUUUCUUUCAAAAAACAAAACAAAAUCAUAUAUCAUUUUUGGAAAAAGUACUUUUAAGUUUUGGCUGUGUCAAUUUUGAAAUCUUUCAUUCCCAGAAAUUGUGUUCCAAUUAGGUGUCUUUUUUGUACAUAUAUGCAAAGAAAUAUCUUGCAAUUGAAUAUUUAAUAUUAAACACACUUACUAUGUAAUUCAAAAAAGUUAGUGUUGAUAAUAAAAAUUAAAAGCA